This is a messenger RNA of Aspergillus sclerotioniger CBS 115572, 1460 nucleotides long. Its product is annotated as RNA polymerase II mediator complex subunit MED27 domain-containing protein. Gene Ontology annotation, cellular component: mediator complex. NCBI's taxonomy places the organism in Eukaryota, Fungi, Ascomycota, Eurotiomycetes, Eurotiales, Aspergillaceae. The transcript has 3 exons. The record is from RefSeq and is a predicted model, not a curated record. Bases 315 to 1352 code for a protein of 345 amino acids.
GUUGACGUCCUGUCUCAAGACCGGACACCACAUGCCAAGUCGGCCUUGGAUGUCUGAGAUCACUUCAUUUUACAUCUAGAGGUAUAUGACCGAUCGAUACUUUCGCUGCAUGCUUGGCCGUAUAUUAGAUCCAUCCUCGCAACGGUUAAUCAAUCAACGUGGAUUGAAAACACGUGCUGCUCUACCAUCCGAAGAUCGAGUGUCGGUCGGCUUAUAGAAUAAGAGCUUGUUGAAUUUUCAGCUCGAUCUGGGCUCUACUUCAUAAUACUCACACAACGCUCUUACUAUCAUCCGCCCAUCUAUUGGUAUUAAAUAUGGCAUCUGCACCAAACCAAGGCCAAAGGCUUCCUAGAAUGCCAGUGGUGGUGCCUAAUAUGACCGAUUCAUCAAAUGACCCGAAGCUCACUGCAGGGGGAGCCAACAGCAUGAAUGGCAAUGUCAACGGCAGUGUAAACGACACGAACCCUGAUGUGUGGGAUACCGAAAUGCAACUCGUCUCCUCUCUCGCAAAGCUCCAGAAAAUGGAGGCCAUGAUCCACCGACUUCGGACUUUACUCCCUGAGCGUCUGCUGGAGCCUCUAGCCCCGCUUGUUAACCCAAAAGCUGCUGCGGGAAGACCGGCCCCCAAGUCGCCGCAAAUGCUGUACGAACAGCUCGCCCAGGCUUCGCGGGCUGGUGUCUCCGAAGUUCAAGAAUUUCAGUCAAUGUGGCGCAGUCCUGAGAUGAAGGCAGUCUGGGAUCGGAUUGACGCGCAGAUCAAAGAAAACGGUGGCCGCAUGCUGCAGCCAACGGGCAAAUGGGAGCGAGACUAUGAUAUGAUUCUCGCGGAGCUCCGCAAAGAAGAGCAGAUCCAGAAUGAGCAGCAGCAGAGAGCCAAUGAGGAGCUGGAGCGCUCGAAGAUCCAGGCUACCGAGGGUGGCUGGAGAGCGAUUGCCGAGGGCUUUACUCAGAAGAAUGUGCCCGGUGUGCGCGUUGUGCCUAGCCACAACGAAUCGUCCGUCACGGUCGUGCUUGUGAAAGCAGGAAUGGCAUUCAAGGUUGAUGCUAUUGCAGGACAGGAUGGGAACGGUGUACCUGACUGGCGGGUCUCAGCUAGGACGCAGCAUGGACAACCCCCGUCGAAACUCGAGACCGCGGUGGUGCAUUGCUUGAAUUCUCGUCCUCGGCAAUGGGACCUGUAUUAUCUACUGGACAUGAUGUCAUCCUACUCAAAUAUCAAGCAAGCACCUUGUCUGAAAUGCAAUAAAAUGACCGACAAUGCAGCAACCCUUCCCACAAUCCGCAAACCAUCCUCUGUUCCUCAGCAAGCCACUCCGAUUUGGGAACCCUAUCAUCCAACCUGCAUCGCAUGACGGAGAGAGAUAGUAUGAAAGGGCACUGUUUAUCGGCCCGACAUUCACCCUCGCACUAAAUCGUUCCUCGAUCAACAUCCGGACACUUUUUCCCAUAUACCUCAGCCC